Molecule: messenger RNA, 1278 nt
Organism: Lithohypha guttulata
Lineage: Eukaryota; Fungi; Ascomycota; Eurotiomycetes; Chaetothyriales; Trichomeriaceae
Gene: SMYD5
Product: SET and MYND domain-containing protein 5
Exons: 1
Coding region: 1-1278 (425 amino acids)
Cellular component (GO): nucleus
Molecular function (GO): protein binding
Source: RefSeq, a predicted model, not a curated record
AUGGAUCGAGUCGAGAUCGGUUCAGCUGGUGAAAAGGGCGAGGGCCUCUUUGCUCGACAGUUCAUACCCAAGGGUGAAGUCGUUAUGAUUCUGCCAUACCCAAUAAUCAUGGCUAUCGAGCCCGAAUCACUCCCUACUACUUGCUAUGGCUGUCUCGCAUCUGUCGGGUCGCAACGAGCUACGAACCUCAGUAUUGGCGUGCAUUCUACCAGCACAAGAACUUCCCCAUUAAUCCGGUUGACCGCAUGUGUUGACUGCUCCAAAGUUUGGUACUGUGGUAAGUCUUGUGAGGUGAGAGCCUGGGACGAGUUCCACCAAUACGAGUGUGAGCAUUUCGACAAAAUGGAUCUGGAGGCCACCUCAGCAGAGGCGAGAGCAGUCAUACGACUCUUGUUAUUGGAAGAGAAUGGAUGGAUCACAUCCGAGGCUAUGGAGAAGAUCUUAAAACUGCACAAACAUGAGGCAUAUCUCACAAAUGGCAUAAGAGCUUCACACCAGUCAGAGACAGACGAAAUAGUGCAGCUUCUGAAACAUCAAUGGAAUAGAUGCACGGUCGAGCAGCUACUAGCUAUUGUUCACGCCAACUCUUUCAAUCUUCGAGACGACGAAGGAAACAAGUUUGGUCUACAGGUUCAUGCGCCUCUUUCAAAAGCGAACCACAGCUGUCGCCCGAACGCUUGCUUCUUAGAACACGAAUGUGGCGAUCCAUAUGCUUGGACUUGCUUUCCUGCAGAGUCCGAGCUUUCAGAGAUGUCUUUCGGCGAGGUUCGAGCGACGAAGGACAUCCAAGAGGGGCAUGAGGUCACUAUCAGCUACUUAUCGAAGAAGUAUUUGGCUAUGUCCUUCCAAGAACGAAUGAUGAGACUGCACGGAGCAUGGCUCUUCUAUUGCAAAUGCACACGAUGCAAAGAAGAGAAGGAGGCUCACAAUCUACGAAAGUAUCGUCAGUCGUAUUCGCCUCACAUAAGAGCAAGACCAAUCUCACAAGCUUCGCGGCAAACCCCGAGUCUCGAUAUCACCAUGUCCAGAGGACCAGCAAAGGUGGUUGCUAGACUCCCUGCACCUUCAAAGGUUGAAGUUGAGCAGAACACAAAAAAUACUUUCGGCCUCCAGGCAGAGCAGCUUCGAAUAACUCACAACGAUCGACGGUCGAGGUUCUUAAGCAGUGGUAGUGGCCGGAACGGAAUCAGCGUCAAACCAACAGCGAUGGAUAGAUCGUUGCCAGUAGGUGAAGUAUGCAGGCGUAUGAUGGGCGCUGGCUCAAAACAAGAGACCUGA